Messenger RNA from Rubroshorea leprosula, 3298 nucleotides. Lineage: Eukaryota; Viridiplantae; Streptophyta; Magnoliopsida; Malvales; Dipterocarpaceae. The record is from the annotation of a GenBank genome assembly.
UCAGGCUGAAAUUCUGGCGCACCCUUCAACUGGGGGUUUCAUGAGUCACUGCGGGUGGGGUUCGUGUAUGGAGAGCAUCAGCAUGGGAGUGCCGAUUGCGACGUGGCCAAUGCACUCCGAUCAGCCUUGGAAUGCUGCCUUUGUGACGCAGAGCCUAUUCCCAAAAAAUUCCAUGGCUUUCGAAAAUCAUGUUCAGCCCUCAAUCCCUCGUUUUGAUGGUCAUCACUACGACCAUUGGAGUAUAUUGAUGGAGAAUUUUCUCUGGUCCAAAGAGUAUUGGACUAUUGUUGAAGUUGGAGUUCUAGAACCAGUGGCAGAUUGUGCUAUCUUGGAAAUAAUUCUUAACAAGUCUACUUCCAAGAAUAUUUGGGAUUCCAUGAAGAAGAAGUACCAGAUUAGUGAAUAUGUAGAUGAUUAUUUUGCAAGGACGAUGGCUAUUGCAAACAAGAUGAGGAUCCAUGGUGAAAAUCUGGAGGAUGUUGCUAUAGUUGAGAAAAUCCUUCGAGGAGAAAGUUCCAAUUUUGCAAAACACAAUGAGAAGAAUGACGAAUCCUUUCUAUUCAUGGCCUGUCAUCCUAAAGAAGUCAGCAAGAAGAAUGUGUGGUAUAUGGAUACUGGUUGCAACAAUCACAUGUGUAAAGACAAAUCUGCGUUUUCAGAUUUGGAUGAGUCUUGUCAAGACAAGGUGAAAUUUGGUGAUAAUUCCACUAUUGCAAUCAAGGGAAGGGGAAAGCAGAAGAAGAUGGUAAAUGGUCUUUCUCAUUUUGAUUCUCCUUCAGAAAUUUGUGAAAUCUGCAUGGUCAGUAAACAACACCGUGACAGCUUUCCUAAAGACAGAUCUUGGAGAGCAAAGCAGACCAAGUCAGAAGCCUUAGCAACCUUUAAAAAUUUCAAAGUCUUGGUUGAGAAUGAGGUUGGCAGAUCUAUAAAGGUUCUGCGUACAGAUCGUGGUGGUGAGUUUAAUUCAAAGGAAUUUUCAGAUUUUUGUGAGUCCAAUGGCUUUAAAAGGCAACUCACAACAACUUAUACACCUCAGCAAAAUGGUGUAUGUGAGAGGAGGAAUCGCACAAUCAUGAAUAUGGUGCGAAGUUUGAUGUCAAAGAGCAGCUUGCCUAAGGAGUUUUGGCCAGAAGCUGUUAAUUGGAGUGUUCAUAUCUUGAAUAGAAGUCCCACAUCUCCACUUCCAGAUUUGAUGCCAGAAGAGGCUUGGAGUGGACGUAGACCUGCUAUUGAUUACUUCAGAAUUUUUGGGUGCAUAGCAUAUGCACAUGUGCCAGAUCAGAAAAUGAGUAAGCUUGAUGACAAAGGGGAAAAGUGCAUUUUCCUUGGUGUUAGUGAUCAGUCCAAAGCUUACAGAUUAUACAGUCCUUUAACUAAGAAGGUCAUCAUUAGUCGUGAUGUAGUGUUUGAUGAAGCAAGCACUUGGUCUUGGACAGAAAAAUCUAGGCAAAAAAUUCCUGCAGAUUUCGAAAAUGGAGAAGAUGUGACUGUGCAGAACUCAGAAGGUCAAACUUCAGCAGAUCUCGAGGUUUCAAGACAGAGAGCUGAAGAAAGUCUGCCUACAGGAGUAGAGUUCAAUACUGGAGGAAGUCUGCCAACAACACCAGAACUGGAAUCUGGAACUAGUUCCAGACCUCAACGCAAAAAAAGAAGACCAGCAUGGUUGGAAGAUUAUGAGGUAACAGAUCUACCUCAAGAUGAUGUUCCAGUUAAUCAUUUUCCUUUAUUUGUAGAUUGUGAUCCAUUGACAUAUGAAGAAGUUGUUAAAGAAGAAAAGUGGCAAAAAGCCAUGAACUCAUGGCCGAUUUACCAGCUUGAUGUGAAAUCUGCCUUCUUGCAUGGAAAUCUGCAAGAACAUGUAUUUAUUGAUCAACCUCCUGGUUAUGUGAAAUCUGGUUCUGAGCAUAAGGUGUACAAAUUGAAGAAAGCAUUAUAUGGACUAAAACAAGCACCUAGAGCUUGGUAUAGUCGAAUUGAUGCUUAUUUUUUGAAGGAAGGUUUUCAAAAGUGCCCUUAUGAGCAUACACUUUACAUCAAAUUUGGAGAUGGAGGUAAACUGAUUAUAGUAUGCUUAUAUGUUGAUGAUUUAAUUUAUACUGGGAAUGAUUUUGGCAUGUUGGAAAAGUUCAAGCAGUCCAUGAAGCUUGAAUUUGAUAUGACAAAUCUGGGUUUGUUGCAUUAUUUUCUUGGUCUGGAAGUGGUACAGUCAGAUUUUGGAAUUUUUGUUUUUCAGAAAAAAUAUGUGCAGGAAGUUCUAGAUAGAUUUCAAAUGAAGAACUGCAAUUCUGUCACUACACUAGUUGACAAAGGUGUAAAGCUCGUGAAAGAUCCAGGAGGCAGAUUUGUGGACAACAAACUGUAUAAGCAAAUUGUUGGAAGUCUGAUGUAUCUGACAGCAACAAGACUAGAUAUAAUGCAUGGCGUAAGUUUGAUUAGCAGAUAUAUGGAGCAUCCAAAGGAGUUGCACUUGCAGACUGCUAAAAGAAUUCUUAGGUAUUUAUGUGGAACUACAGAUUUUGGACUAUUCUACAAGAAGGGUGACCAGACAGAUCUCGUAGGCUUUACUGACAGUGAUUAUGCUGGAGAUCUGGAUGACAGAAAAAGCACUUCUGGGUUUGUUUUUAUGUUGGGAUUUGGUACAAUUUCAUGGUAUUCAAAAAAGCAACCCAUUGUGACUUUGUCCACAAUAGAAGUAGAGUAUGUAGCAGCAACUUCUUGUGCUUGUCAAGCUAUUUGGUUGAGAAGAGUUAUGGAAGAACUUGAGCUGAAUCAACAUGAGGCCACUUCAAUUUAUUGUGAUAACAGUUCAGCCAUCAAGCUUUCUAGAAAUCCGGUUUUGCAUGGGAGAAGCAAGCAUAUACAUGUGAGAAUUCAGUUUGAGGGAGGGUCUGCAGAUUUCAAAUUGCAUAUCUGUAGAUAUGGUGUUAUCCAGAUCGGUGUGGUUGUAAGGGAAUGGUCACGUAGAAAAGAAUUAGUGACGGUGUUGGCUAUUAAGGAAGCUAUAAGGACGUUAAUGGCGUCAGAGGAAGGGCAAAUGAUGAGGAAAAGGGCAAAGGAAUUAGGAAGAGCUAUUCGUCAAGCUAUUGAGGAAGGCGGUGUUUCUCGCAUGGAGCUCAAAUCAUUUAUCAAUCAAAUCACUAAAUAGGUUAUCGUGGAUCAAUUUUAAUGUUAACCCCUCUUCUUUGAAAUAAAAAAUGAAGAAGGGAAGAAAUCUUCUUUAUUAAAGAAAAAACUUAAAGAGGAGGGGAAUGUGUUAUAUGUAUCAAGUAUUUUUUAAUAAUAUAUAUGGUAUUCACAU